Molecule: messenger RNA, 3853 nt
Organism: Cornus florida
Lineage: Eukaryota; Viridiplantae; Streptophyta; Magnoliopsida; Cornales; Cornaceae
Product: cellulose synthase A catalytic subunit 1 [UDP-forming]-like
Exons: 14
Coding region: 219-3458 (1079 amino acids)
Biological process (GO): cellulose biosynthetic process; plant-type primary cell wall biogenesis
Cellular component (GO): trans-Golgi network; plasma membrane
Molecular function (GO): cellulose synthase (UDP-forming) activity
Source: RefSeq, a predicted model, not a curated record
AGGCAAAGCUGUAUAUCAACUGGAAGGAGAGAUAAAAGUGAUGGCUAAUUGAUUUGGGCGAGGAAUCAGAGAAUGCCCAUCUCCACAUUUUGCUCAAAUUUUACACAAUUUGAGCUCAACCCUUUCUGAUCUUCAAGAUCUUUGCCAUAUAUUGACAUAAAGAUCUUACUUUGACUGUUGUGUAUCUCACUCUUUAUUUGCUCUGUUUCUUCUAAGAAAUGGAGGCAAAUGCUGGAAUGGUGGCUGGAUCUUACAACAGGAAUGAGUUGGUUCGAAUUCGGCACGAUUCCGAUAGUGGGCCCAAGCCCCUGAAGGAUUUGAAUGGCCAGACAUGUCAGAUUUGUGGAGAAAAUGUUGGACUUACAGCCACCGGUGAUGUCUUUGUCGCUUGCAAUGAGUGUGCCUUCCCAGUUUGCCGGCCUUGCUAUGAGUAUGAACGGAAAGAUGGAAAUCAGGCCUGUCCUCAGUGUAAGACUAGAUAUAAGAGACACAAAGGAAGUCCUCGAGUUGAGGGUGAUGAUGAAGAGGAUGACGUUGAUGACCUGGAGAAUGAGUUCAGGGGAAAUAGCAAGGCAAGACGCCAGUGGCAAGGGGAAGAUCCUGACCUCUCUUCAUCUUCUAGACAUGAAUCUCAGCAACCAAUUCCCCUUCUGACCAAUGGGCAAUCAGUAUCUGGUGAAAUUCCCAGUGCUACUCCAGACACCCAAUCUGUACGAACUACAUCUGGUCCUUUGGGUCCAGGUGACAAAUCACUUCCAUAUAUCGAUCCAAGGCAGCCAGUUCCUGUAAGAAUUGUAGACCCCUCAAAGGACUUGAAUUCUUAUGGCCUUGGAAAUGUUGACUGGAAGGAAAGGGUUGAAGGUUGGAAGCUCAAACAGGAGAAAACUAUAAUACCAGUGUCCAACAGAUACAGUGAAGGGAAGGGAGACAUUGAGGGUACGGGAUCAAACGGGGAAGAACUACAAAUGGCUGAUGAUGCUCGCCAACCUAUGAGCCGCAUUGUGCCCAUUUCUUCUUCUCACCUGACCCCAUAUCGAGUUGUGAUUAUUCUUCGGUUGAUUAUCUUGGGAUUCUUCUUGCAAUAUCGUAUUACUCAUCCAGUGAAGGAUGCUUAUCCUUUGUGGCUGACAUCGGUAAUCUGCGAGGUGUGGUUUGCCUUAUCCUGGCUUCUGGAUCAGUUCCCAAAAUGGUAUCCCAUCAACCGUGAGACCUACCUGGAGAGGCUUGCAAUGAGAUAUGAUAGGGAAGGGGAGCCUUCACAAUUAGCACCUAUAGAUGUAUUUGUCAGUACAGUGGAUCCUUUGAAAGAGCCUCCUCUUGUUACUGCCAACACUGUGUUGUCCAUUCUUUCUGUGGAUUACCCUGUCGACAAAGUCUCUUGUUAUGUUUCAGAUGAUGGGUCAGCAAUGUUAACCUUUGAAGCCCUCUCUGAGACGUCAGAGUUUGCAAGGAAAUGGGUGCCCUUCUGCAAGAAGCACAACAUUGAACCUAGGGCCCCUGAAUUUUAUUUUGCUCAAAAGAUAGAUUACUUGAAGGACAAGAUACAGCCUUCUUUUGUGAAAGAACGCAGGGCAAUGAAGAGAGAGUAUGAAGAAUUCAAGAUACGAAUUAAUGCACUUGUUGCCAAAGCACAAAAGACGCCUGAAGAAGGUUGGACAAUGCAAGAUGGAACUCCUUGGCCUGGAAACAACCCUAGAGACCAUCCAGGAAUGAUCCAGGUGUUUUUAGGGCACAGUGGCGGCCUUGAUACAGAUGGUAAUGAGCUACCUCGGCUGGUUUAUGUUUCUCGUGAGAAGCGUCCAGGGUUCCAGCAUCACAAGAAAGCCGGAGCAAUGAAUGCUUUGAUUCGAGUUUCAGCUGUCCUGACCAAUGGUGCCUAUCUUUUGAAUGUCGAUUGUGAUCACUACUUCAAUAACAGCAAAGCUCUUAAAGAAGCCAUGUGCUUUAUGAUGGAUCCUGCUUAUGGAAAGAAAACCUGUUAUGUGCAGUUCCCACAGCGGUUUGACGGCAUUGAUUGGCACGAUCGAUAUGCUAACCGCAAUAUUGUCUUCUUUGAUAUCAACUUGAAAGGGCUGGAUGGCAUCCAGGGUCCAGUCUAUGUGGGUACUGGUUGCUGUUUUAACAGGCAAGCUCUGUAUGGGUAUGAUCCAGUUUUAACAGAGGCAGAUUUGGAACCAAAUAUUAUUGUCAAGAGUUGUUGUGGCUCGAGGAAGAAGGGAAAGGGUGGCAAUAAGAAGUACAUUGAUAAAAAGAGGGCAAUGAAAAGAACUGAAUCCACCAUUCCCAUUUUCAAUAUGGAAGAUAUUGAAGAGGGUGUUGAAGGUUAUGAUGAUGAGAAAUCACUUCUUAUGUCUCAGAAGAGCUUGGAAAAGCGAUUCGGUCAGUCUCCGGUAUUUAUUGCUGCCACCUUUAUGGAGAUGGGGGGCAUUCCACAAUCGACAAAUCCUGCAACUCUCUUAAAAGAAGCUAUCCAUGUUAUUAGCUGUGGAUACGAGGACAAGACUGAAUGGGGCAAAGAGAUCGGAUGGAUCUAUGGUUCCGUCACAGAAGAUAUUUUGACCGGGUUUAAGAUGCACGCACGGGGAUGGAUUUCAAUUUAUUGCAUGCCUCCUCGCCCGGCAUUUAAGGGGUCUGCUCCCAUCAAUCUUUCUGAUCGUCUGAACCAGGUUCUUCGAUGGGCUUUGGGGUCAAUUGAGAUUCUGCUGAGCAGACAUUGCCCUAUAUGGUAUGGGUACAAUGGAAGACUGAAGCUCUUGGAGAGAUUGGCAUACAUUAAUACCAUUGUCUAUCCCCUAACCUCUAUCCCACUGCUUGCUUACUGUAUACUUCCUGCUGUCUGUCUUCUCACCGGAAAAUUUAUCAUUCCUGAGAUAAGCAACUUUGCUAGUAUGUGGUUUAUUCUUCUCUUUAUCUCCAUUUUCGCAACUGGGAUAUUGGAGCUUAGGUGGAGUGGCGUUGGUAUUGAAGACUGGUGGAGAAAUGAACAAUUUUGGGUCAUUGGUGGUACAUCGGCUCAUCUCUUUGCGGUCUUCCAAGGUCUCUUGAAAGUGCUUGCUGGCAUUGAUACCAACUUCACUGUCACUUCAAAGGCAUCUGACGAGGAUGGGGACUUUGCGGAGCUUUAUGUGUUCAAAUGGACAUCUCUUCUCAUCCCCCCGACCACUGUCCUCAUUGUAAACAUGGUAGGUAUAGUGGCUGGUGUUUCGUAUGCCAUAAACAGCGGGUAUCAGUCUUGGGGCCCUCUUUUCGGCAAGCUCUUCUUUGCCAUAUGGGUUAUCGUCCACCUGUAUCCCUUUCUCAAAGGUUUGUUGGGUCGGCAAAAUCGUACUCCUACCAUUGUCAUUGUCUGGUCCAUACUCCUUGCUUCUAUAUUCUCCCUUCUAUGGGUGCGGAUCGAUCCGUUUACUUCGGACACCACAAAAUCUGCUUCAGCAGGUCAAUGUGGCAUCAACUGUUAAGUUCUUUCGAAGAUCAUUUUGUUGAGGUAAGCUACAACAUUUACCUCUCUGUAAAUAAAGAAGAAAACAUAUAAAAAGGUGUCGAAAAACCACAGGCAGAGCUAAGUUAUGUUGUACGAAGGGUCUCUUUGUCUUGAAGGAAUUAUGAAUAGACUUCAGAGACACCCUUUUGUUUUGCCACUCUUAUUUUAUUUUAUUUUAUCUUCAUUAAUUUGUAUUAUCUCAUCCAUAAGUGUUCAUGUUGGCUCAUUACAAGGACAGCUGUUCCAAACUGUAGCUUGUUUUUUGUUGCCACUGUAAUAUUGUGUUGAUUUAUUGUCAAGAGCUUGUAAUGAACCAGUCAUGGCAUUGGCUCUUUUGAAAUUAAAAGAAAAAAAAAGAUUAUUUCUUGGAAA